Amphimedon queenslandica is the source of this 1351-nucleotide messenger RNA. Its product is annotated as extracellular protease-like. The record is from RefSeq and is a predicted model, not a curated record. Bases 140 to 1210 code for a protein of 356 amino acids. The transcript is spliced from 2 exons. Lineage: Eukaryota; Metazoa; Porifera; Demospongiae; Haplosclerida; Niphatidae. Gene Ontology annotation, molecular function: metalloendopeptidase activity.
UAGCUAAUCCUAUAUUUAGCAACUUAAAUUUAGUAACAUCAAUAAAAAUUAUAAAAAUAAGUGAACAGUUGUAUUGAGUCACUUUUGACUGAAGGAGCAAUCUUCUCAUAAGCAAAUAUUGUCAAUACUGAGGAAAGGAAUGAAGGCUCUUCUCUUCUCACUUUGUCUGGUUACUUGCCUGAUUUGUGCCUUGAGUGCACCCAAUAAACAGCCAAUCUCUGUUAAAAUGAAUUGUCGCAGAGGAUCUUCUGCAGUUGCUUGCUCUUUCCUGUACACUAACAAUGCCAGGGAGGAUCUUUAUCUGCUUACGAGUGAAACUCCCAUCGAAGGAUUAUUGGCACCAUUUCUUGAUGUCUCUCUACACGGCAGUGAACCUAUUCCAUACGAAGGAAUAAUAGCUUAUCGUCUUCCUCCUACAAAAGAAGACUUUCUUCUCUUGAAGGCAGGCGAGAGUUUCAUUGCAACAGUUCAAAUCACUGAUGCCUUUAACAUUGACACUGAUGGCCUCUACACCAUACGAUACAGUAAACCAUUGCUGUAUCUGACAGUAGAUGAGAUGGAACUGCAGUCCAUGGAUGAGCUCAAGGAAUUGGCUGUGGACGAGACCGUGUAUAUUGUUCUGGAAGAUACUCACUCACUCGUAAAACCAAAAGAACCCGAAGAACCCAAAAUGGGAAAUGUUAUCCACAUUCAAAGUUGUUCCAGUUGUAACUUCAUCGGUGGUGAUCGUGACAAUGAGGCUACAUUGAGAGUUCAUAAGAGACUCUGCAGUCAGAUUGACGUAGCUAAAGGUAGAGUUGGCCCAAGUGAUGCACUGUAUAAGAAAUGGUUUGGUGCCUAUACUUCCAAAAGGGGGGACAAAGUAAUACAGGCAUACAACAGAAUGAAAACUGGAAUCUCAGGCCGCACAGUCACAUACCAUAAUAAUGGUCCGAAAUGCAAAAAGGGAUGGGUAGCCUAUACAUUUCUUACUGGCCGUCCAUAUUACACUGUCUACUUUUGCAAUCCUUAUUUUAGACUGCCAGAAAAUUGUAAUGGUGUUCGGUAUACCAAAGAACGUGUCUUGAUGCAUGAAUGGGCUCAUGCUUUAGGCUAUGCUCGGGAUUACAAGUAUUAUUCAAAGCCGUGUCAGAAGCUGGCCGAGACUGAUCCCGAUAAGGCUGUUAAAAAUGGUGACAGCUAUAGUUUUCAUUACUGUGAAAGCUAUUAAGCUCAUCAAGUCAGCCCUCAAGCCAAGAACAUUAGUUAGAACUCAUGCAACACAAGCUAUGCACAUUUUGCUGCUACAAUAAUUAAUAUAAUAUAAUAUAAUAACAUUUUCAUUUCUUGGCUAAUAAAAAUUCAAUGAUAA